UUUUCUUCAACAUCAGACAAGUGGAACUCCAAUUCCAUCAAAAGGUAGAUUCUCAGAAGCAAUAAAAAAGAUAUUAUCUUUUGUUUCCUAAUCCCCAAAAAAGCUUGGAUUGGUCCUUGAAGUUUGCAAUCAUAUUCCAAUCUUAUCCAUCUUCCUCUCCAGAUCUAAUACUCAUUACCUACUUUCUUUUCCUGUCGAAUCCUUUUUCCAUGGCUAUUUCGUUUCCCUGUAACCAUCUGGUGAUAAAAGUCGAUUCCAAUGAUCAUUUGGACUCUAAUGUACAGUCCUUAUAAUGCCUAUAAAUAAAGUCCCAAAUCCUACAUUAACAUCACAAAUAUCUUAAGCAAUCAUAUUACUAAUAUUUACUUCGUUCUUUUCUGUUGAUUCAUUAAAUUUUUAAUUUCUUGAAAAGAAAAGAUGGAGCUUGAUCUUUCUCCGAAGUUGGCUAACAAGGUUUAUGGUGGCAACGGUGGUUCCUACUUUGCAUGGUCACCGUCUCAGCUUCCUAUGCUUCGUGAAGGAAAUAUUGGUGCAGCCAAACUUUCUCUUGUCAAGAAUGGCUUUGCCCUUCCUCGCUACUCUGAUUCCUCUAAGGUUGCUUAUGUUCUGCAAGGUAGUGGUGUAGCUGGAAUUGUCCUACCAGAAGCAGAGGAGAAAGUAAUUGCAAUCAAGAAAGGUGAUGCAAUUGCUUUACCAUUUGGUGUUGUUACAUGGUGGUACAACAAAAAGGAUCCUGAACUUACAGUCCUCUUCUUGGGUGAUACUUCAAAAGCCCACAGAUCUGGCGAAUUCACUGAUUUUUUCCUUACUGGUUCUAAUGGAAUCUUUACUGGCUUUUCCACUGAAUUUGUUAGCCGUGCAUGGGAUUUAGAAGAGAACACUGUCAAAUCCCUGGUACAAAACCAAUCUAGUAAUGGAAUUGUCAAGCUUGAAGACAAUUUCAAGAUGCCCGAACCCAAAAAAGAACACAGACAAGGCAUGGCACUGAACUGCGAGGAAGCGCCUCUUGAUGUUGAUAUUAAGAAUGGCGGUAGAGUUGUAGUCGCGAAUACAAAGAAUCUUCCUUUAGUUGGUGAAGUUGGACUUGGUGCUGAUUUGGUUAGACUAGACGGAAGUGCAAUGUGCUCUCCUGGUUUUUCCUGUGACUCUGCUCUUCAAGUCACAUACAUCGUUAGAGGCAGUGGGCGUGUUCAGGUUGUGGGUGUCGAUGGUCGUAGAGUCCUGGAAACUACUGUAAGUUCAGGCUGUCUGUUCAUUAUUCCAAGGUUUUUCGUUGUCUCGAAGAUUGCUGAUCCACAAGGGAUGGAAUGGUUCUCCAUCAUCACUACCCCGAAUCCAAUUUUCACACAUUUGGCAGGAAAGACUUCAGUGUGGAAAGCACUGUCUCCACAAGUUCUUGAGGCAUCAUUCAAUGUGGAUUCUCAAUUGGAAAAGCUUUUCCGCUCAAAGAGGAUCAAUGAUGCAAUCUUUUUCCCUCCUUCAAACUAAUAAAAAACAGUGUAAUGUUUCAAUUGAGUGAAGCUCAAUUAGUACCAAGUCCUUUCCAGGAUUAUGAAGUAUUUAAUUUAAUUUGAGUCGUUUUAAUCAAUAAAUAAAAGAAAAUAAAUUAAAUA
Molecule: messenger RNA, 1613 nt
Organism: Ricinus communis (castor bean)
Lineage: Eukaryota; Viridiplantae; Streptophyta; Magnoliopsida; Malpighiales; Euphorbiaceae
Product: 12S seed storage globulin 1
Exons: 2
Coding region: 418-1488 (356 amino acids)
Molecular function (GO): nutrient reservoir activity
Source: RefSeq, a predicted model, not a curated record